Messenger RNA from Myripristis murdjan (pinecone soldierfish), 1323 nucleotides. RefSeq names its product POU class 3 homeobox 2a (gene pou3f2a). Lineage: Eukaryota; Metazoa; Chordata; Actinopteri; Holocentriformes; Holocentridae. The record is from RefSeq and is a predicted model, not a curated record. The coding region runs from base 154 to 1323 and encodes 389 amino acids. Gene Ontology annotation, cellular component: nucleus. Gene Ontology annotation, molecular function: RNA polymerase II cis-regulatory region sequence-specific DNA binding; DNA-binding transcription factor activity, RNA polymerase II-specific. Gene Ontology annotation, biological process: regulation of transcription by RNA polymerase II; brain development. The transcript is spliced from 2 exons.
UCUGUCAACCGUUCUUGGCCAAUAAAGAGCGGAGCGAGGCGGACCUCAGGUGCGCGCCUCUGCGUCCCCUUGGCACAGCGCCCGGGAGAUGCUGGAGAGAGACGCUUAGCAGCCCCCUUUUUAACUCCAGCUAUCACUCUGGCUCCGAGAGUUAUGGCGACCGCAACGUCCAACCACUACAGCGUCCUCACCACCCCCAGCAGCGCGCCGCCGCCGCACUCGGAGUCCGGGAGCAUGCAGCAGGCGGCCGCGUACAGGGACGCGCAUACCCUGCUCCAGAACGACUACAGCACGUUACCGGGCGGUGGACAUCCGCUCAGCCACGCGCACCAGUGGAUAACGGCGCUCUCGCACGGUGACAGUGGGGCGCCCUGGCCAUCUAGUCCCCUCGGAGAACAGGACGUGAAGCCCGUACUGCACGACAGUGACCGAGAAGAGCUGCAGAACUCCGCCAGUCUGCAGCAGCAGCAGCAGCAACAGCGACACCCUCACCUAUCUCACCAGGCGCAUCACGACGCCAGAGCAUGGCGAACCAGCACAGCCACCACGCACAUCCCCGGUAUGGCGACAUCUGAGGGCCAGAGCCUGGUGUAUUCACAGUCCGGCUUCGGGCUGAUGCCGGGAGGAGAGCAAGGGGGGAUGCACCAUCACCCCCUGCGGGAUGAAGAGCACCACAGCCACAGCCCGCACCUCAGUGAACAUGGAGGCGGCCCCGGGGCCCACCAGCAGUCCCUCUCGCACCACCACCAACACGGGGGCCACCAGGCGGACCAGUCGGAUGAGGACACACCGACCUCCGACGACCUGGAGCAGUUUGCCAAGCAGUUCAAGCAGCGGCGCAUCAAGCUGGGCUUCACCCAGGCGGACGUGGGACUGGCUCUUGGGACACUGUAUGGAAACGUCUUUUCCCAGACCACCAUUUGCAGGUUCGAGGCGCUUCAACUCAGCUUCAAAAACAUGUGUAAACUCAAGCCCUUGUUGAACAAGUGGCUGGAGGAGGCGGACUCCACCUCGGGGAGCCCCACCAGCCUGGAUAAAAUCGCGGCACAGGGAAGGAAAAGGAAAAAGAGGACCUCCAUCGAGGUGGGCGUCAAAGGGGCUCUGGAGAGCCAUUUUCUCAAAUGUCCAAAACCAGGAGCAGCGGAGAUCAACUCUAUAGCGGACAGCCUGCAGCUGGAGAAGGAGGUGGUGAGGGUUUGGUUUUGUAACAGGCGGCAAAAGGAGAAGAGGAUGACACCCGCUGGGGGACCGGUACCAGGAGGAGGAGAGGACAUGUACGGGGACACCCCUCCUCACCACGGAGGACAGACCCCCGUACAGUGA